GCACUAAAGAGAAUACAGCUGGCAGAGAAGCAGCAUAGAAGUAUCUUAAUUGAGUCGUUGACAGUCAGUCUCCCUUUUUUCUUCAAAAUUCGAUUACAGUAUAGGAUUAGGACGUCAAUGUCUCACCGCAAUCAUACAUUUCCAAACACACCUAUUUCUCUUCCGCUGCUCCCCGACACCUCGCCUUAUCCAACUGUAUCAUAUUCUUUUUUUUCCCGGUGAUUGGUGAAUUAGGAUAUUUGUCUUCAUCGGAAUCGUAGAUUGAUGUUUCUGUUAGGAUACUGUUUCAGGGAUCGUCAAGCCGUAGUCGUUUGAUAGUAGUUAGAUUAACUUUACUGGUUCGGAACCAGGUACGAUUAGUCGGGAACGGAAUCUGAGAGAGAUUAGGGAGAUGGGGGUUUCAGAUAAUACGAGGGGGCUGAUACUGGCAGUGUUGUCGAGUUUGUUUGUAGGGAUGAGCUUCAUCUUGAAGAAGAAAGGGCUGCGGCGAGCCGCUGCAGCUGGCACACGCGCAGGAGGUGGAGGCUACACUUACUUAUUAGAACCUCUUUGGUGGGUGGGCAUGAUCACAAUGAUUGUUGGAGAGGUUGCGAAUUUUGUUGCUUAUAUUUAUGCUCCAGCUGUUCUUGUGACCCCCCUUGGUGCAUUAAGUAUCAUUGUUAGUGCUGUUCUGGCACACUUUAUGUUGAAGGAACGUUUGCGACAAAUGGGGAUACUGGGAUGCGUUUCUUGUAUUGUAGGGUCUGUCGUGAUUGUUCUUCAUGCGCCAGAAGAGCAUACUCCUAGUUCAGUUGAAGAAGUCUGGAAGCUGGCCACCGAACCAGCAUUUCUUAUAUAUGUAGCAGCUACAUUAUCCAUCGCGCUAGUGUUGAUACUGCAUUUCGAGCCUCUCUAUGGGCAGACAAAUAUCUUAGUUUACUUGGGGAUUUGUUCUUUGAUGGGAGCGCUUACGGUUGUCAGCAUAAAGGCGAUCGGGAUUGCCAUUAAGCUAACCUUGGAGGGGAUCAAUCAGUUCAAAUAUGCAGAGACUUGGUUCUUCCUUUCAGUUGCAGUAGUCUUUGUGAUCACACAGUUGAAUUAUUUGAACAAGGCACUUGAUACUUUCAAUACAGCAAUUGUUUCUCCUAUAUAUUACGUUAUGUUCACCACUCUGACUAUUAUUGCAAGUGCUAUAAUGUUUAAGGACUGGUCGGGUCAAGACGCGAGCAGCAUUACCUCUGAGAUAUGUGGAUUCGUCACUGUUCUCACUGGUACCAUCAUACUUCACAUGACACGAGAAGAGGAACAACCAAGCGCUACAGGAACUGUAAGUUGGUUUGAUGGAGAUCGGUCGAAAGGUCGAGAAGAGACUCAUUUCAUUACAUUGGAUAAUUCUGAUUACUUUGAUUGAUCAUUACUUUCAGAGAAAUUAUAUAUCAUUGCAAUGAAUCCAUAUCAGCACUUGAACGCCCCCCAUUUCUGUUUAAUGCGUUUGGAGGUUCGACUGCAAUGGAUUGCGGCAUUGCAUCUAACAGGGCUGGGAUUCUGUACAUAUCUUCAUAUUUUCUGGUAAAAGGUUUGUGUCUUCAUUGGUUUGGUUUCUUCAUUCGAGGUUGUAGUUUCUUCUAUUUUUUGAUAUAUGCGGCUUCUUCAGUUUUAGGAUUACUGAAUGAGACCUACAUUCAUCAAUUUAUGUUUCCCCUCAAAUAUAUGUAUUCAUCUAAUAUACAUAUAAAAAAAGUCAAUUCAAAUCAAUAUAUAAUUAUGGAGAUAUAUAUUUUACUAUCUUAACUACUCGCUCGGACCAUGAAAAAUUGAGCACUUUCUCUUUUAAUAUUUGAGUCCAUAUUUUUUCUUUAUUUUUUAUCCUUAUAAAUAUCUUUUAUUUACAAAUAAACAAUCUUUAGUUCAAUCUCAAUCGCUCAUUUUGUAAAAUGAUAAGAUCAUUUCUCCAUUAUAUUAAAAUCACUAUCCAUUUGACUAAAAUGUGAUCCAUCCAUGAUGGAUGGAGGGAGUAUUAAUCUUUCACAAUUAUGUCCCGAUCUAAAAUAAAUACUCAACUAUUGAAAUUUUUACAAUUGUCUUUCGAACCUAAAUUUUCAGUGAUGUCAUGCAGCAUGCCGGAAUUUGAGGUGGAUAAAAAUGUUUUUUUUUUUUUUGAGUUGUGUGAUGCAGAUUGGUUUGUGCCUAGUCGAGACUUGUGGUAAAGUGACAACUUUUUAACAAACUAUAUGUACCUCCAUAUAUGAAUACUCCAAUACUAUAUUGUUUCGAUUGUUCCUGUAUUGAUUAUUUUCUAUCAUCACUAUAUACAAUUUGUUUAUCGUGUACGAGCUAAUGAAAAAUGUUUGGGGAAAA
Salvia miltiorrhiza (redroot sage) is the source of this 2337-nucleotide messenger RNA. Its product is annotated as probable magnesium transporter NIPA6. Gene Ontology annotation, molecular function: magnesium ion transmembrane transporter activity. Lineage: Eukaryota; Viridiplantae; Streptophyta; Magnoliopsida; Lamiales; Lamiaceae. Gene Ontology annotation, cellular component: membrane. The transcript has 9 exons. Gene Ontology annotation, biological process: magnesium ion transport. Bases 392 to 1390 code for a protein of 332 amino acids. The record is from RefSeq and is a predicted model, not a curated record.